GGCGUUACUAAGCAACGGGACGCCGGGCAGGACUGGACCAACUGAUCUAGGAACUAAACUUUAAAAGUCGAUUACCAAACAUUGCUAAUAUUUCUAUAAUGAAUAAUUUUGGUAACUUUAAUGGGUUUCUACUUUACAACGUGGUUUAUUUAGUUUUUUUUUUUUAGUUUUGUGAGCGGGCCUAACUUGGCAUAAUCUGGAAGACAAGUUGUUUGAGCGUCAUGUCUGCAAAGGAAACAAAGAAUGCGAAUCCAUCGACGAACAACGAAGCUGAAAAGCAGCCAAAACAAGAAAAUCAAGCAUCUGAGGAUGAAGAGAAGCAGAGGACGAUAAGAAAGACUGGUCAGUCUCGAGUCUCCACUGCAACCCAAGAGACACUUUUCCCAAAACARAGAACUCAUCCUAAAACCCAGGCAUUAUCACCAGACUGGGUCUUUGGAAUGAAUCCAGCUGUUCCUGUCUUCAGCCUGCAGGACCACAAUCAGAUGGUUGUCCUUUAUGCUGCAACUAAUGUUGGAAUUAUUUAUAAUCACACAUCAAACUCCCAGCAUAUUUUGCAGGGUCACUCCCAGCUUAUCUCAUGUAUGUGUGCCAGUGAAGACAGACGCUGGGUCGCGACAGGAGAAAAAGGAYCAUCGAGCAUGGUCAUAAUAUGGGACUCCUACUCUGGUAUUCCUGUGUGCACGUUGUUUGAUUGCCACCCUGCUGGAGGAGUUGUUGCCGUGGCUUUCUCGAGUGACGCAAAGCUUUUGGCGACCAUCGGGGGUGAAGUUGUUCAACGUGUUUGCAUUUGGGACUGGACCAGUGAAACCCAAAAGCCUCUCUGCUGCACUGAACUCAAUCCAAAACACAAUUUUCAAGCUUACAUCACUUUUAAACCCAAUGACAGUAGUCAGCUUCUCAGUAGCAGUGAGACUCACAUAUUGUUCUACAAAAGAAGCAAGGGAAGUCUGCAGUACUUUGAAAUGAACUUCAAGAAGUUCAGCCACGCAGCAGAUGCUGCUGUAUCUACUCAGCCUCCUCCACGCCCCCUGAAAAGUGUAAAGGUUGCUGACGUGUCUUUGAGCCCCUCUGGGUUUCACUGCACAAAACCUCAGGUCAUCACAGCCUCACGAGGCAGCCUUGUAGUGUGGGACGUCAGCGAAGUGGAAAAACGCAGUCUGCUCCAUCACCAAAUCACAAAACUGAAGCUCCAGCGAGACCCAAUCACUGCCCUCACCGUGACCGAAAGCUUUAUUGUAACUGGUGAUGCAAAAGGAGAAAUUGUUUUUUAUGAUGAAGACUUCUUACUCCUCAAGUGGUUCAGYUGCUUCACGCAGGGAGCCAUUGUUUCCAUUUCCUUUUCCAAGGAGUGUACAGAGGGCUAUCUGAAGGACUGCGAUGUGCAAAACAAACCAGUAAUUAUCAGGAACUUUAUAGUGUCCACCGUCAGUUCCAAAAUCAUACAUGUGAACGCACAGAGUGCCAUCUUUCAAACCCUCCUGCAUGACAACCACGAGCCUCUCCACGCAGUGGCRUGUCAUCCCAGUCAGCCAGUAGUGGCCUUGGGCAACCAACGAGGCWUUUUAAAAAUGUGGAACUAUAACAAAAAAGAGGCCACUGGCAGCAAAGUCUUYAUGAUGGAAAAGCAGAUCCAGUGCGUUACUUUUGACCCUGAAGGCUUCUACCUGGCAGUGGGCUUUAGAAGUGGAGCUGUUCACAUACUGAAUUACCCCACUUUGCAAAGUGAGCCAGAGGAAUGUUUCCACUGCACUACUGACAGCAUCCAUCUCAUCACCUUCUCUUCGGACUCACAGUACCUUGCCACUGCGGACGCUGGUAUGGCAGUGUCAGUGUACCACUUGAUGAGAAAAAAUGGAUCACCUCAGUGGACGUAUUUGGGCAGACAUGGUUCUCACUACAAACCCAUCAACGACCUUCUKUUUGGAGUUCAUCUGGACAGCACCCAACCCAGAUUGCUCUCUCUGGGACUGGACCGCAGACUGGUGGAAUAUGAUCUAGAAAACAGCAGGGUGAACAAGCUUCUCAUCCUGAGCUCUGAGYGUGUCGAGCAGAGUGCUCUGCCUCUGUGCAUGGCGUGGUAUCCUCCUCUCAGCACAGAGCAGUUUCUCCUCAUUGGCUCGGACCAAUACCAUCUAAAGCUUUUCGACAGCACAACUAAAAUGUGCAGGAAGACUCUYCUUGGCCCGACAUAUGGUUCUCCCAUUAAGCAAAUAGUUGUUCUACCCAAGUCUAGAGACCCUGAAAUAAACUCAUUYAACCUGGCAUACAUCACAGAGGAUAAGAUUGGUCUCCAGAUUUUACCUCUGGAUGGGAACCCCCACAAGUCCAACGCUUUGAUCUGCCACCCAACAGGGGUGUCCACCCUCGCCUGCUCCUACGAUGGGCAGUUUGUUUUCACUGCAGGGACGUCUGAUUGCAGCGUCCUGUCGUGGGAAAUUAACUUGGAUGUGUUGGAAGCAGCAGCUGCAUUGGGUGAAAAGGACAUGGCACCGUUUUAUUCUCUGUUAGACGGAGGAAGACAUGGCAGGUUUUACAAGGAGCUGGAAGACUAUUUCUACUACUGCCAAAUUCGUCAUCAAGGCAUUAACACGAUGAAGAAACGACAAGUAUCUACUACAAUUCCCCUGUCUCAGAUUCCCUUUCUAAUGAGAGCUGUGGGCCACUUCCCGACAGAGCAAGAGAUAGACAACAUGCUAAAUGAAGUCAAGUUCAGCAAAUAUGCUGAAACAGAAAAAUACGUGACUGAAAUCGAUCUGGAGGAGUUUAUCAAGCUGUAUAUUAACCAUCGUCCAGCUUUUGGCAUCUCCAGAAAUGAGAUCAUCCAAGCUUUUCAGGUCCUUGGUAAAAGUGAUGGCACAGGACAGCCGGUCCUCCUGACACAGGACCUGAUAGAACUUCUACAGGUCCGAGGAGAGCACAUGACAGAGGAGGAGGUGGCAGAGAGUUUUGCAAAACUUUUAGACCUUGGUGAAGAGGAGAAGGAAGAAGAGGCACUUUGUGAAGAAUCAAAAUAUUCACUGGAGAGGGCAAUCCCAGAAGAGAUGUCAGUGGAGACAUUUACAGAUCACAUCCUGGGCUUGCCAUUCUCUGUGGAGCAGAGUCCCUCGUCCUCUCCUCCAGAGUAAUAAAACCUGUGAGCUCAUCUGAAGAACAUGUGUUGUUGAGGAGCCACAUUAGCCCUUCCAGAGCUACUGCAGCUUGUGUUUUAGGUUAAAAUGUGAAUUUUUUUUUAAGAAAAGCAUUUUCAGAUAAACAUGGCCUGGUCAGAUAACUUUUAAAUGUUGUAAUAUUUUUAAUUCAAAUGUUAUCCACCUUCAGUACUUUUGGAGUAACUUAUCAAUAAAUAUUAAAAAUAUUCUACCAAAAAAGUCAACUUAUACUAUAUGUUUUAAAUGCAAAUAAUAUACAUUUUUGUAUACAUGAUAUUAGCUACAGCUCAAAUAAAAUUGCCUGUACACUUCA
This is a messenger RNA of Austrofundulus limnaeus, 3465 nucleotides long. RefSeq names its product cilia and flagella associated protein 251 (gene cfap251). The record is from RefSeq and is a predicted model, not a curated record. Gene Ontology annotation, cellular component: sperm flagellum. Gene Ontology annotation, molecular function: protein binding. The transcript has 20 exons. Lineage: Eukaryota; Metazoa; Chordata; Actinopteri; Cyprinodontiformes; Rivulidae. The coding region runs from base 222 to 3128 and encodes 968 amino acids.